UCUGAUGUUUUGCGCUUCCGUGGUUUCUGAUAAUGACACUAGAUGACAGUGAUAUUUGCGAAAAUGUCGGCUAGUGUUUGAAGUUGUUUAUUCCAGUGUAGUGUUUUUAUUAUUUUUGUGAUCAUUGCAAAUUGGUUUUAUCAUUUUGAAUGCACCCGUUAUCUUCCUGAGUAGUGUUCGGUUUAACAUGUCUUGCAACUACGCGGAUGGCUUAUCUCACUACGAAAAUAAAGGGAUUUUAGGGACACCAGAGAAAUUUGAAAACGGAGAAAAAGUCGACGAGAAAUGUGCUGUCCUGGCAGAUUGGAUAAAAAACUCGAAACAUGUGGUUAUACACACUGGAGCUGGAAUAAGUACUUCUGCAGGAAUCCCAGAUUUCAGAGGACCCAAUGGGGUAUGGACACUAGAAAAACAAGGGAAAAAGCCAAAUAUAAAUAUAUCCUUCAAUGAUGCCAUCCCAACAAAAACACACAUGGCACUAAAGCAUUUAAUAGAUAAACAGUAUGUGCAUUACAUAAUAAGCCAAAAUAUUGAUGGCUUACAUUUAAAAACUGGCAUGUCCAGAUCAAACAUUGCUGAAUUACAUGGAAACAUGUUUGUUGAGCAGUGCAAUUUAUGUGAAAGCCAGUUCGUGAGAUUUUCAGCAACAACAUCAGUUGGACAAAAAUGCCUAGGCACAGAUUGCAAAAGGUCCGCUACAUUAAGAGCAAGAAGUUGUAGAGGCAAAUUAUAUGAUACAAUUUUAGACUGGGAAGAUAGCUUGCCUGAAAUGGAUCUGGAAAUGUCUGAUUAUCAGUCAAGUAUUGCAGAUCUCAAUAUAUGCUUAGGGACCACACUGCAAAUAGUACCUAGUGGUAACCUGCCUUUAAAAUGUAAAAAGUAUGGUGGGAAAGUUGUGAUAGUGAAUUUACAGCCUACAAAACAUGACAAAAAGGCAGAUCUCAUUAUAAACACUUUUGUGGAUGACGUACUGGUGAAGGUAUGUAAAAGGCUGGGCCUUGAGAUUCCUGAAUACAACCCUGAAAUAGAUCCUACCAAGUAUCAAUCACCAGAUACAACCAUUGAGUGGAAUAUUUUGAAAGAUGAAUUACUAACUGCAAAAAGGAGGUAUGAAAAAUUGAAUAGAGAAUACAGGAAGAAGAAAGCUGAAGAAAAAUUAUUUCUUAGUAAAUUCAAAAAAGCUAGAGUUUUAUUGAAGAAGGAGGUGCUAGUAGCUACAAAAAAGGAAGAGAAGGUGGAUGAUCCAAAGGAAGAAUUACCUCUGGAAAAUAAGGAACAGGUGAUAGUAGGUUAAAUGUGAGCUCUAGAUUUUUUUUAUAAUCAGGGAAAUAUUUUGUAUAUAUAGUUUUGUAUUUUUGUGUUUGAUUGUGUUCUGUCUAUACACUGUGAAGAUUUUUGAGGAUUAAUUUUUAUAAUAAAUAUAUAAGUAAGC
Acanthoscelides obtectus is the source of this 1432-nucleotide messenger RNA. NCBI's taxonomy places the organism in Eukaryota, Metazoa, Arthropoda, Insecta, Coleoptera, Chrysomelidae. The record is from the annotation of a GenBank genome assembly.